AUGAUUAUCAACUCUGAAGACGGAAAGGAAAGAAAAAUACAUUAGCUAUAUAAGGAGAGUGCAAAAACUUUAUUUAAAUACUUAUAUGCUAUUUUCAUUUUAUUUAUCAUUUAUGCGAUUAUGGCUUUAGUCUCAUCUUCAAUUCUGAAAAAUCAAUACAAUUUUAACAAUGAUUUACAACUAAUGAUAAUAAUACUAGUUAGCGCUUCAUUUUUUUUUAAGAUUUUAAGUUUUUAUCUUUUAACAAAAAAAUCAUUAACUAAUAUUAUAUUUUUUUCGUUAUAUCUUAUUUUAUUGCCCACUCAUAUAGCUCCUAUUGUAUAGCUUAUUAGCUUUAUUUAUGGCUCUUUUCAUAAAUAUUGUGGUUAUUUAUUUAGGUAUUAAGGCAGAUAUCCUACAUCAUUAAUUAUAUUUAAUCUAGAAAAUUAUUACCCUAGUUGCGAUGAAAUGGAAUCUAAUGGUAGCUUGUUAAAUUAGCUUAAGUAUAAUUCUUUAAAAGUUAUAAUAAAUGGAUGCAGGACAUAUUAAGCAAAGGAUAGCUGUUAUUAAUUUGAUACUCUCUAAAUAGAUAACUGGAACAAUAUGUUUGUUGUAUAAAUUGUUAGCUUUUCUAUAGCAGUUAUUUGGAUAUUCAGCACUUCUGUUUUACUUCUUUUAUUAAAAGCUAAGCAUAUUUAAGCUACCUAAAAAUAUGAUUUGGAAAUUAAAAACAACCUUCUUAACUAAUCUAAUUAGAAUCAAGUUUUUUCAAACUAAUUAGAGAAUUAAUAAAUUUCAUAUUCUUAUAGCAAUUAUUAAAUCCAUACUAUACCUGCCACAAAUACUUAAAAUCCCCUAUAAGUACCACUAUAAACCUAAGAUUAUACUAUAGGUGUACCAAUAAAUUCUUGA
Messenger RNA from Tetrahymena thermophila SB210, 891 nucleotides. RefSeq names its product transmembrane protein, putative. The record is from RefSeq and is a predicted model, not a curated record. NCBI's taxonomy places the organism in Eukaryota, Ciliophora, Oligohymenophorea, Hymenostomatida, Tetrahymenidae. The transcript is spliced from 2 exons.